CGAAAUCCCACCCGAUCUUUUGUUCUGGUAUAACCCCCCACCCCCCAUUCCUCUUCUGUAUUUCUCACUUCAUUCCCAUCCUUACUAAGUUCAGUUCUCAGUCACCAUCUUUUUCCACCAUGAAACCACCACCACUCUUCCUCCUCCUCCUUCACCUCCUCUUACUUCUUUUCAUCGCCACAAAUGCCACCAAACUAACAGCACUCUCCCCUACUCCCUCCCCAACUCCACCCACCACUUCUAAGUCUUCCCCCUCUGCUCUAGACCCCAAACAAAUACGAGCACUCCAAUCCCUCAACAUCCCCACCACCAGAGACCCUUGCAUUCAACCCUCCCCUCACAACGCCACCAUAUGUGACAACUCCAAGCCCUUCCGCCACCUUAUUUCCCUCCACCUCUUCAACUGCUCCUCCGACCUUUCCCUGUCCUUCACAGCUCUCAAGUCUCUCUCUUCCCUCCAUGCCCUCUCUUUCACCAACUGCCGCGCCUCCCCCAUCCGCUUCCCUUCCCAUCUCUCUCUUUCUUUGACUUCCUUCUCUUGCAUUCACUCUCUCCGCCGCCUUACUGGGGUCUGGCUCUCUCGUUUCGUUAACCUUACUGAUCUUACAGUUUCCUACACUUCAAUUAACACUCACGGCCUUUAUGUAAUCCUUGGAAACAUGCAUAAGCUGAAGACUAUCACCAUUUGUCAUGCUAAUCUUACUGGGUCUCUUCCAAGGCACCUGCAUCUGAAUCUCACCUAUAUUGAUUUAUCCAACAACAAGCUCAUAGGAAAGAUACCAACUUCCCUUACGCUUCUUGAAGACCUUGAAUUCUUGAAUCUUUCUUCAAAUGGGCUAAAUGGGGUGAUUCCCACCGAGUUUGGUGACUUGAUAUCCUUGAAAAAUGUAUCUUUGGCUUCCAAUUCGUUUUCCGGGUCAAUCCCAGAUUCCAUGUCAGCUAUCCCAGGCUUGGUCCAUGUUGAUCUGAGUAAUAACCAGUUAAAUGGAACUGUUCCAAGGUUUUUCUCAGAGUUGAAAGAGCUAAAAGUCUUGAAUCUUGAGAACAAUAAGCUUCAUGGGGUUUUACCUUUCAAUGCUAGUUUCAUAAAGAGAUUGGACGUUCUCAAGGUUGGUGGGAAUGGCAAUUUGUGUUACAAUCAUUCUGUUUUGUCAUCAAAAAUAAAACUCGGGAUUGCUCCUUGUGAUAAGCAUGGGAUGGCGAUGUUACCACCGCCUUCUAAGGAGUCGUCUUCGGGAGACAGUGAGAGUGAAUCUUCAGAUUAUGAUUAUGAUGAUGAUGGCGCUGAGGGUGCAAAUGAGAAGAAGGGUCAUCAUCACGGACCAAAUAAGGUUGUGCUUGGUGUUGCAAUUGGCCUUUCUUCAAUAGUCUUCCUUAUUGUGUUCUUGGUUCUUCUUUCAAAAUGGUGUCGUUGAGACAAGAAAAAUAUUAUUGGUUAGAUUUUUAGAGUACGGGAAAUCGGUGAUUAGAAGAAAAAAAAGUUAACAUUUGAUACACUUAAUUUUCGGGGUGAAAAAAACAGCAAAAGGUAGAAUUUUGAGGAAAUACCCCCUCCCUUGAACCUUAUCUUUCUUCAUUUUGAAGAAGGAAUCAUUGAACUUGUGUCAUAUUUUUUUACUCUUUUCUUUUUUUGUCAUUGAAUGGUUAAAAGAGCAGUGGUUUCCAUUUUUGGUGUACGAAGUGUGAGCAAAGCAAAGUAAUUAAUGCAUUCUUCUUCUUGAUGUUCAUGCAUUUUUACAAUUUUAUCCGUAAUUCACUGUGCUUUACUUU
This is a messenger RNA of Gossypium raimondii (Peruvian cotton), 1770 nucleotides long. Its product is annotated as receptor-like protein 51. Bases 120 to 1415 code for a protein of 431 amino acids. The record is from RefSeq and is a predicted model, not a curated record. NCBI's taxonomy places the organism in Eukaryota, Viridiplantae, Streptophyta, Magnoliopsida, Malvales, Malvaceae. Gene Ontology annotation, molecular function: protein binding. The transcript has a single exon.